Messenger RNA from Cuscuta europaea, 450 nucleotides. NCBI's taxonomy places the organism in Eukaryota, Viridiplantae, Streptophyta, Magnoliopsida, Solanales, Convolvulaceae. The record is from the annotation of a GenBank genome assembly.
AAACUAUGGAAUAAAGAAGCCAUGAGUGAAGUAGCCUCUAUGGUUGGGAUGCCAAUGACUACAGACUUGAUCACCCAAGAAAGGAGCAAUCAUAGGUUUGCUAGAGUGCUUAUUGAAGUGGAUGCGUCGAAACCGCCCAUUCUUUCAUUUCCUAUUCGACUACCCUCACAUAAGGUAAUUAACCAAUCGGUGGUUUAUGAAACUUUUCCAAAUUUUUGUUUUCAUUGCAAAAAAUAUGGGCACAACCCAUUUAUUUGCAAAAAAUUACAUGAAAAGGAGGAAUUGGAAAAAAAAUCUACAUGAGAAGGAGGUGAACACAACAAGUGAUCUUUAUGUGGAUGAAAGUCCUACCUCUGAGCAGAUUUGCAACGAGACCAAGGAGAAGGAAACUGAUGAGUUGGGUGAGUUAGUUGAGCUUAUGGAUACGGUAGUCUGGCCUGAGGGAGCUGC